Molecule: messenger RNA, 1319 nt
Organism: Hypomesus transpacificus
Lineage: Eukaryota; Metazoa; Chordata; Actinopteri; Osmeriformes; Osmeridae
Product: pancreatic secretory granule membrane major glycoprotein GP2-like
Exons: 5
Coding region: 67-1026 (319 amino acids)
Biological process (GO): neutrophil migration
Cellular component (GO): apical plasma membrane; cell surface
Source: RefSeq, a predicted model, not a curated record
CCCGAACCCACCCCUACCACGACCCCCGAACCCAAAACUACCACGACCCCCGAACCCACCACUACCAUGACCCCAGAACCCACAAUUCUUCCACCAAUCACAAAGCCAUACCUGGAGUGUGGGAGGAAAGUCCUAAAAGUGGGGCUCCCGUCGGCUGAGAUGAAGGCCAUCGGCCUGGACUCCUCCUCGGCACACCUGUCAGAUCGUCUCUGCUCCACUCACCUGGAACGUGACGGGAAGGUGUGGUACCAGGUGGAGCGCAAGGAGGGAAGCUGUGGAAACAGUCUGAAGACCAACGGAUCUCACGCUAUCUUCUCCAACAACAUCUUCGUUUACCCUUUGAACCUAGCUUCUGACUCUCUGUCUCAACCAAUCAGAAUCCACUUCUCUUGCAUCUACCCAAUGGACACAGAGACCAGUCUGGAUGUGGUAAUAAAGCCUUAUUUGGGAAUGGAUGGAGUAGGCCUGGUGAAUGUGGGUCCCAAGGCCAAGGCCUCCAUGUCUCUGUUCCACAGCGCUGACUACAUGGAGCCUUACCCAGCAGGCCCGGUCACUCUGCCCCUGGGCUCCAUCCUGCAUGUGGGCGUGUCCGUACAGGAGACGGAGACUGAUCGCUUUGUGGUCGUUUUGGAGGACUGCUAUGCCACCCACUCCGCCAAUCCUUACAAUCUCACAAGAUACUUCCUCAUCCAGCACAAGUAUGUGUGCAUGUUUGUGAGUGUGUAUGUAGCGUCAGUUGUUAUAUUAUUGUCCAACUCUUCUCUUUCCACCUCCAGGUGUCCUACCGACCAUCACCAGGUGACCGUGGAGGAGAGUGGCUUGUCCCUCCAGGCUCGUUUCUCUGUGCUGCUGUUCCUGUUCCAGGGGGACUACAGGGACGUCUACCUGCACUGCAGCCUCAACCUGUGUGACCAGAGGACCUCCUCCUGCUCUCCUGUGUGCUCUAGAAGGACGGCCCGCUCUGUCUCUGAGUCCCUCCACCUCAAGCCGCUCACCAUCGGACCAAUCACCUGGACCAGAGUCUAGAGUGAGCUGAUGAUGUCACCCCUCCCUCAGAACUGAUUUCUGGAAAAACAACAUGUAGCCAUAAUCAUGGUGACCACGACAUCAUCUCUCCUGUCUAAUCUAAAUUGGGAUGUUUCACUGUGUAACCUUUGUAAUGGAAAAUUACGGUACCUUUUUAAAACCUGAUGUAAGUUCAUCAGGUUCCACGUGCAUCAACGCACUACCAUCUUAGAAAACACCACUAUUGUUUUAUAGUGUUUAUUUUCAGUUCCUUAUUGAGUGUCUUCCUUGAAUGAAUAAAAUGUAUGUAUCUC